AUAGCAGUUCCAGUCAACUUCCUUCUGCUUGCAGCUGUUGUCCUUGCAGCCAUGGCUGAAAGCAAAGAAUCCAAGCAGCGCCUGCAGAAAGUCUUUCAAUGCGGACAGUUCACCAUCCACUGGGGCUUUAUCCCAAUGUUCCUGUAUUUAGGAUUUAAAAGAGGAGCAGAUCCAGGAAUGCCAGAGCUCACCAUACUAAGGCUCCAAGCACAUUUAAACUUUCCCCCUCCUGCAGAGAAAAACUCCCCCCCCCCCAAUGAGGACAGGCAUGUUUUGGACUGAAAUGGCAGGAUAUUUCAGAACUAAGGUGGCUAUACGCUAGCUGACCUUGUAGCAAGUGAUGAUCGUCUACUUGCCCUGAUAGCCUGAACAAUUGGUGGAGAGUAGCUGCAUCUUCUUAUUUCUUCAUAUGCCCCCCUUGAUGACGUGGACUUCCACUCAGAGCUGUGGAGUCGGCAGCAAUUUUGGGUAUCUGGAGUUAGAGUUGCCAAAAAUGUACCGACUCCUAAUGACUAAAUGCAAGCACUAAAAUUAAUCAAAUCAGAUUUAAGAGCUUCUAUGAAGGAGGUUUUGGUAGAAGCAAUUCUGUUUCUUAGAAAAAUACUUUAGUUAAAUUUGGAUUGUAUUUUACAGAUAUUCUACAGCUACUGUAUAUGCCAGGUUCAAUUAAUGUAUAUGUUGUUUUAGGUUUUUUGAAUUGUUUUUGGUUUAUGUAAUUUAACUUUGAUUUAGGUUUAGGAUGUGGUUUAUAUUUAUGCGCUUUGGCAGUGAUGAAAUACCUUGUAUGCUGUGUACUUAACUUUCAAUCAACAUGGAAAAUACAUUUAAAGGAACAGUAAUGCCAACAAUUAAAGCGUUUUGAAGUAAUUAACAUAUAAUUCACUGUUCGUAUGCGCUGGUAAAAGCUGUGUGUUUGCUUCAGAAAGACUACUGUAGUUUUUAUAAUCAAGCCGGCUUGUAGCCAUGGAGUCAGUCAUUCAAGAUGCUAGGAGAAAGAAGAAAAGGCACAGGUUACAUAGCAUAUAACAGAUAAUCCC
Messenger RNA from Xenopus laevis (African clawed frog), 1037 nucleotides. Its product is annotated as mitochondrial import receptor subunit TOM7 homolog. Bases 52 to 282 code for a protein of 76 amino acids. Lineage: Eukaryota; Metazoa; Chordata; Amphibia; Anura; Pipidae. The record is from RefSeq and is a predicted model, not a curated record. The transcript has 3 exons.